Molecule: messenger RNA, 3595 nt
Organism: Synchiropus splendidus (mandarinfish)
Lineage: Eukaryota; Metazoa; Chordata; Actinopteri; Syngnathiformes; Callionymidae
Product: sodium/hydrogen exchanger 6-like
Exons: 16
Coding region: 90-2195 (701 amino acids)
Biological process (GO): regulation of pH; sodium ion transport; proton transmembrane transport
Cellular component (GO): membrane; recycling endosome
Molecular function (GO): sodium:proton antiporter activity
Source: RefSeq, a predicted model, not a curated record
CGUGUUUUGAAAGCGGAGCUGUCAUCGCAGCCAUCGACGCCACCGGCGCUUGAGAGAAUCAAAUGUAACCGUGCCCCUGAAACUCCACCAUGGUUUCAGCUACGAGGCGCUCCCGCGGCCUGAUACCGUCCGCCACGGCGGCUCUGCUGCUGCUGCUGCUGACGGUCGGCCGCGGGGAGAGCGACGUGAUGGACAACGUCGCCACGGAGCGGAUGGCUGAGGAGAGCCACCGCCAGGACAGCGCCAACCUGCUCAUAUUCAUAAUGCUCUUAACGCUCACCAUUUUGACCAUUUGGCUCUUCAAACACAGGAGAUUCAGGUUCCUGCACGAGACUGGGCUGGCGAUGAUCUACGGAUUGUUGGUGGGUGUCAUCCUGCGCUUUGGCGUUCACAUACCUGCCAGCAUGUCCGACGUGGUCUUGAGCUGCGCUGUCAACGCCAGUCCUGCCACCCUGCUGGUGAACGUGAGCGGGCGUUUUUACGAGUACACUCUGAAGGGCGAGGUCAGCCGCGGGAAGGGCCACCAGCUGCAGGACGACGAAAUGCUGAGAAAGGUGACCUUUGACCCGGAGGUGUUUUUCAACAUUCUGCUGCCGCCCAUCAUCUUCCACGCUGGUUACAGUUUAAAAAGGAGACAUUUCUUCAGGAACAUUGGCUCCAUCUUGGCCUAUGCCUUCAUGGGCACAGUCAUUUCCUGCUUUGUAAUCGGGCUGAUCAUGUACGGCUUUGUGUCCUUCAUGAAAGUGGUUGGCCAGCUGGGCGGAGACUUCUACUUCACAGACUGUCUCUUCUUCGGGGCUAUUGUUUCUGCAACUGACCCAGUGACGGUGCUGGCCAUCUUCAACGAGCUGAAGGUGGAUGUGGACUUGUAUGCGCUGCUCUUCGGGGAGAGCGUUCUGAACGACGCCGUGGCAAUCGUCCUCUCUUCGUCCAUCGUGGCGUACCAGCCGGCCGGGGACAACAGCCACAGCUUCGAGGCCAUGGCCUUGUUAAAGUCCUUCGGUAUCUUCCUCGGGGUCUUCAGCGGAUCCUUCUCUCUCGGAGUCGCCACCGGAGUCAUGACGGCCUUCGUCACCAAGUUCACCAAGCUGCGAGACUUCCCCCUGCUGGAGACGGCGCUCUUCUUCCUCAUGUCGUGGAGCACCUUCCUCCUCGCCGAGGCCUGCGGGUUCACAGGUGUGGUCGCGGUGCUGUUCUGCGGCAUCACUCAGGCCCACUACACCUACAACAACCUCUCUCCUGAGUCCCAGGACCGGACCAAACAGCUCUUUGAACUGCUCAACUUCCUGGCGGAGAACUUCAUCUUCAGCUACAUGGGUCUGACGCUCUUCUCCUUCCAGUCACACGUCUUCAACCCGCUCUUCAUCAUCGGAGCUUUUGUGGCGGUGUUUCUGGGUCGCGCUGCUAACAUCUACCCGUUGUCUUUCUUGCUCAACCUUGGACGCAAAAAUAAGAUUGGAUCCAACUUCCAGCACGUCAUGAUGUUCGCAGGUCUGCGCGGUGCGAUGACCUUUGCCCUCUCCAUCCGUGACACGGCCACCUAUGCCCGUCAGAUGAUGUUCUCCACGACGCUCCUCAUCGUUUUCUUCACCGUGUGGAUCUGCGGAGGUGGCACCAUGCCCAUGCUCUCCUUCAUGAGUAUCCCGGUCGGGGUGAACCCAGAUCAGGAAAAUUCGAGCUCCACCAUGUUGGACGGGUCACAGAGGAGGAACACCAAACACGAGAGCGCCUGGCCUUUCAGGAUCUGGUACAACUUUGACCGGAACUACCUGAAGCCCCUGCUGACCCACAGUGGACCCCCACUCACCGCCACACUGCCUGCCUGCUGUGGCCCGCUGGCUCGCUGCCUCACCAGCCCACAGGCUUAUGAGAACGAAGGACGGCUCCACGAUGAAGACUUGGACUUCAUCCUGAAUGACGCCAACGUGAGCUCCAUGUACGCCGACGUCACCGUCAGCACCGAUGUGUCCGGAUCUCACUUGAAGAACAUGAAGGGUUCCUCUAUGGGGCGCACGGGAGCAAACCUGUCCGACGACGCGCUAGACCGGGAGCUAGCGCUGGCCGACAGCGAGGUAGCGAUUCGGGGAACGCGUCUGGUCCUGCCCAUGGACGACCCGGUGGAGCCGCCCACCACAGUCACGCUCCCGCCACCGCCCUCGCCCCCGCACUCGGACCCGCGACGGCACAGACUGUGAGAACUCUUGUUUUGACAAUAACAAGUCAUUGUUGUUGUUGUGAAAGUCCCGUAGAAUCUUGUGAUGACGACCUUCUUAUACGACGUGGACGUGAAAACACUAAAAAUCCUGAAUGUGAAAAAAAGCAUAUGCGCAGUUCUACACUGUCCGUAAAACAGCUCAACAAAAUCAGACCGUUCUUUGUCGAAAUUAACUUUACAACUUAACAGGACACAGACAAUCACUCAAGUAACAUGCAUGCAUUUGUCUGAAAUGAGGGAGGAAAUCAGAGGAAACCGGGAGCACACAGAAACUCCACAGAUUAGAACGAGACAUUCGCCUAGUUUGGUUCCUCCCGAGAAGAAUCCAGCACCUAUCUCUCUGCUCAAUCCCAGCACUCCAGGGUGAAAGCUGGCUACCAUCAACAACCAGGUUCAGUGAUACCAGAAGGUCAACCUGAAGCUGUGAGAUCAUCUGGGUCAAGUUAAGGUGGUACCCGGCUUCAGUAUCACAAAACACAACCGCCUACUUCAGGAUGUUGUCUAAAGACGUGGUAGCUGCACUUGCCACGGCACCCCAAAACAGAUCUGGAUCCGAAACUUAUCCAGGGAAAGGACUUUGUCAUUCCUCCUCCAUUCGUGUCUCCGUAACGCCUCAAUCCAUCAAAGGUACUGACAAAAGGUUUCCAGUCUUGACGGUGAAACUGAAUUAUAAUGACAAACCGCCACUUCGGUCCAAAUCUUUCACCUCUAACUAUAACCCCUGUGCUGCCUGCCUCCUCCUUCCUUCGAAGACCAGUACUUAUGUCAUGAAUUUUUAUUUAUUAUUUAACGUAUUUAUUAAUUUAUUGACUUGAAUGAACAAUAACAUAAAACACUAGAAUCAUCUCGAAGGGUCGCGCUUGGAUGACAGCGAUGUAGCAUCGACUCCUGCAAGCUUCCGGGUGUGAAUACGGCGAGGGCUCAACUGUUGUGGAUUUAAGUGCCUAAUAUGAGAUUAUAGUUUCCCCUCAUGUUUUGUCGUUCAAAAACUUUAUGAUGAAAACAGUAAAACGGAGCGUUACGGAGUGUUUGUAGUCAAGUGAAACAUAGAUACAUUUGCACGUGUUUCCUUUUUCGAUAAAACUUGUGUGUGAGAAAACAAAAACUUCAUCUGAAGAUGAAACCUGUGUUUAACACCUGUAAAAGUGUGGUUUUCUAACCUUGUGUGUUUGGUUUUUAAUUUAUAUGCUUCGUUUCUGUCUGAUGAUGAUGAUGCGGAAGUAAAUACUAAGUCGCCCAAUGUCUUAGACUCUGAUCUCAUUUCUGCCUCAAAGCAUGACAUCAUAAUCAAGCGCCAGGGAGACGGAUGAAGGCUAGAGGCUGAAACUAGUGUUGUAGUCCAGACCACAACCCCACCGAGACCAAGACGCUAUAGUGACU